Molecule: messenger RNA, 2097 nt
Organism: Musa acuminata AAA Group (dessert banana)
Lineage: Eukaryota; Viridiplantae; Streptophyta; Magnoliopsida; Zingiberales; Musaceae
Product: probable LRR receptor-like serine/threonine-protein kinase At1g05700
Exons: 8
Coding region: 90-1601 (503 amino acids)
Molecular function (GO): protein binding
Source: RefSeq, a predicted model, not a curated record
CUCUCUCUCUCUAUGGACAUAUAUAUGUAUAGGGCCUGCUGAAGCAAAAAUCUGCGGAUGGCAUCGAUGAGUUGAGUUGCAGGGAGACGAUGAGAAACUUCAUCGUCGGAGUCUGCUUAGGUUGGUUGGCAGCAGCGAUUCUGGUGAAUGGUCAGCCAGGAUUCGUGAGCAUCGACUGUGGCGCCACUCGUAGCUAUACCGACUCCGAAACUGGAAUACUGUACCGAGUCGAUGAAGGAUACAUCGACACGGGUAGAAACGUCAGAAUCGCUAAAAGGUACAUCGAGGAUCCUACAAAGCUGCAGACGUGGUUCACCGUUCGAAGCUUUCCCGAGGGAACUCGCAACUGCUACACCUUUCCCGGGUUGAAGGAAGGGGACAGGUAUCUCGUAAGGGCCUCCUUCGUUCACGGCAACUACGACGGCCAAGCCUCUGGCGACUCCAUCGCCCCACCACUGCUAUUCGAUCUCUAUGUCGGUGUCAACGUCUGGCAAACCAUCAACAUCACCGAGGUGUACACACUUUACGGGGCCGAGAUUAUUACUGCCGCCCCAUCCGACUCCCUGUCGAUAUGCCUGGCCAACAUUGGUUUGGGAGCGCCGUUCAUAUCUUCGCUGGAGUUGAGGCAUAUCGACAACCACCUGGCGUACCAGGACGCGAAUCAAUCCGCUGCACUACUCUUCUACAGUCGCUUCAACUUGGGAUCCCUCACCAACGACACCGUCAGGUAUCCAGAAGAUAAAUAUGAUAGGACAUGGGAUCCUUGCAACAGUUAUAUUGGUUGUGAAACAUGGUAUUUUACGAGCAGUACUUUGGGAAUCAAGACCACUCGUGGUGAUGCUUAUGAGGUCCCAGGCGUGGUCAUGCGGACUGCAACUGUUGCUGCAGAUAAUUUUACAUUGCAAUAUUUCUUGGGCUAUGGCCUCAAUUCGAGUGUUCAAACAACAUUCUAUAUCUAUUUGCACUUUGCUGAUUUCGACUAUUUAAGUGGGAAUGGAAGUAGAAUUUUUCAGGUGAGAGCAGACGGGGAACCCGAUAGUGAUAACAUCAGUCCUGCAUAUCUACUGGCAACUCAUUUCCAUUUCGUCCAUCGGCUGGCAUACCCAGGCUUAAAUGGUUAUUUUAAUCUGACAAGGGUGGCCGGUUCCACCCUUCCCCCCAUCCUCAAUGCUGCUGAGGUUUACAUUCCUAUUAAUCUUUCAGUUUUGGCAACAGAUGCAGCCGAUGUUGAUGCUAUGAUGGGGAUAAAGAAAUUAUAUCAGAUGAAGAUAUGGCAGGGUGAUCCUUGUGCUCCGCAGCAAUUUAUUUGGAGUGGAGUAAAUUGCACCUACUCAAGCUCUGGUACCCCAAGAGUCACCUCAUUAACCCUCUCUUAUCAUGGGUUGAAUGGUGCUAUACCAAAUGCUUUGGCUAAUCUGAAGGCCCUUAACUAUUUGGACUUGUCAAACAAUGAUUUAACAGGCCCAAUACCGCCCUCUUUCGAAGAAUUGACAUCACUCACUGUGCUAAUUUUGUCAAAUAACCGACUCAAUGGGCCUAUUCCAGCUUCUUUAUGUGAUGGACAAUCAAAAGGAUUGCUUGAGUUGAGGUUUGUGCUGUAGUCUAACAUCCCAAAUCUUCCCACAAUUCCUUCUACCUAAUACUAAUAUCUUAUGAACUUUAUGUUCUGCAAAGAGUGGACAACAAUCCGGAUAUAUGUCUCUGUCAUAGUACAUGUCAAAUUGGCAGCAAAGGAAGGAAGCUUGCUACAGUCACCAUUGUGCUGAUCGCUGUCGUCCCAGCGCUGAUUAUACUGCUGCUCCUAUCAUUGCUUUUUUUCUUCUUGAGGAGAAGAAAAUCUACAACAAAAUUAUGAUAGCUUGUCGCUCGUUAAAAUAUUAGAAUUGGGCUGAGGCAAUGGAAAGCUAUUCAGAUUGUUGGCAGGUCUUUGUAGGUUGUUAUAUUAUGGUUAUUGUAUAAGUAUAUUUUGCAUGUAAUGAAAUGUGUCAGCAAAUUCGGAUUGAUAUAUCAUGUAAAAGCUUUAAAAGACCUUAUGUUUGAGAUUUUAGAAUGUUAAGUUGGUUUUACAAUGAUCUAAACUUAUGAUAAAUGGUUGAA